AUGGCAGAACAGUGCCCAUUAACAUGUAACAAAUGUACACCUAACACAGGAAUGCCGUCAGGUGAGCUAGCGCACAUUUCGAGGAAGACCAUCAGUGUAAUUAUUAUCUCCAGGCUGCCGAGAUCUUGUCAACCCCCGAACGGGUGUAUCGGAUUGUCCGCAGAGAAGCUUACACUGCCGAAAUGUCGCUUAUCUCCAGGUCAUGAGAGAGCAAUGCCCUAA
Molecule: messenger RNA, 222 nt
Organism: Strongylus vulgaris
Lineage: Eukaryota; Metazoa; Nematoda; Chromadorea; Rhabditida; Strongylidae
Source: the annotation of a GenBank genome assembly